Rhodofomes roseus is the source of this 1642-nucleotide messenger RNA. RefSeq lists its product as uncharacterized. The record is from RefSeq and is a predicted model, not a curated record. The transcript has 3 exons. The coding region runs from base 115 to 1617 and encodes 500 amino acids. NCBI's taxonomy places the organism in Eukaryota, Fungi, Basidiomycota, Agaricomycetes, Polyporales, Fomitopsidaceae.
GCGCCGGACGUAUAAAAGGCUCCCCUCAGACGCGUACAAUGCAGUCUAGGUCUUCGUACCAACUGCGUCCCGCGCGUCCUCCUCGCCCUCUUUGUCCCCCUCCUCCCCUACAUCAUGCAGCCCCUCCGCACCCAGUCCACUCAGCUCCCGGACGCGUCUGACUUCGUGGCGGCUGCGUCUCUUACACUCACACCGCUCGUCGACUCUUCGGACUUCGAUGCAUCCUCCACCGAGAGCCUCUUCGACCCAACUCAGAUGUUCCCCUCCAGCCUCGACAUGCUCGGCCUGAGCUUUGAUUCGCCUUCACUAUUCAACUUUGACACCGAGUUCCUCGCCGACGAUCCCAGCGCGACCCUGUUCUCGAGCACAUCUUUGGCUGGUCUAGAAGAGGCUGAGAAGGCCUUGCAAGAAAUCGGUGCAUACCUCGCAAGUCCCGAUUUCUUCCUCCACAUCGUCGAGUCGGCCAUCGACGAGCCCGCACCCACCGAGGUCUCCACGGUAGGCCCGGCGCCGAACGCGAGCGCGCCGUCGGCGACCACCAGCCCCCCAUCGGUUCCGCGUAGCGUUCACGCGUUCAGCCCAAUCCCGUCCCUCUGCUACCCCUCCUCCUCAGCCAACUCAUCUCGGCACCAAUCUAGCAGCCCAACAACAUCCAUGAACGCGGUGGACGCGUUCCGUAGCCCACUUCCCUCCCUCUGCUACCCAGAGUCACUUCCCUCAGAGGGGUCCAUGCACCCCACCAGCCCCGCACCAUCCAUGGGCUCCUUGAACGUACAAUACGUCAGUCCGGUGCCCUCCCUAUGCUACCCAGAGUCCCUGCGCUCCGAGGAACCCGUUCAAGCUGCCAGCCCAGCGGCAUCGACGUGCAACUCACCCUUCACGUGCAGCCCGGUACCUUCUCUAUGCUACCCAGAGUCGGACGCGGAGGAACCCGUUCAGCCGGACGGCCUCGACAGCCACCACUCUGUUCCCGCCGCCGACAGCCCAGUGCCGUCCCCAGUCGUUGAGCAGUCCGUGCUAGGCAGGGUGUUCCGCUCAGUAGGUGCUACGGUUGCCCCUUCGCGCUUUCCCAAGCGCAACAAGAACCGACACUCUCCUUAUCCCUCCCCCUCACCCCGCGUGCGCCACGACUCCCCGUCUCGAAACCGCGCGUCCUCCCUAUCCGGCGAGACCUUCCAGGACUUCGUUCUCCCCGGCACGCCGCGCAACGUCCAAUCUUCUCUGGACCCCGCUAAUACCUCGUUUACCUACACCGACGGCGCCUUCCGGUGCCCCGUCCCCGGGUGCAAGUACAUGCCGCCUUCCGCGCGGCGGAAGUCGGACAUUCGGCGGCACCUGGAGACACACCGCUCGAACGAGAACCAGCAGCGUUGGGUGUGCUGCGGUGUGCCUGUCGAUUCCGCGGAGCAGUACGGUAUCAAGAAGGUCGGCCAGACCUACUGGUGGCGUGGCUGGCGGAUGGUCGGCGGGUGCCGCAGGGGCUUCAGUCGUCGCGACUCGCUCGGGAGGCACUUGAAGACGUGUGGGUGUGUGGGCACGAUAGACAUGGCGGCCAACCUCACCGAGGUUAACGAUAAUGCCCUGAUCGUCAUGGAUCAGCAGGAUCUUGGGUACUGAUGCGAUUGGUAUUUCGGACUGUUCU